This is a messenger RNA of Penicillium cosmopolitanum, 1962 nucleotides long. RefSeq lists its product as uncharacterized. Bases 1 to 1962 code for a protein of 653 amino acids. The transcript has 2 exons. Lineage: Eukaryota; Fungi; Ascomycota; Eurotiomycetes; Eurotiales; Aspergillaceae. The record is from RefSeq and is a predicted model, not a curated record.
AUGUCUUUUGGUAGGCAUGCCUGCCGGCAUGCUCUAAAUCCGCCAUCGGCCCCGAGCCUCGAUCAUCUCUGGAUUAGCGACGACUUGCUCGCGACGACCUUCCGUCGGUUUGCGAACGGACAACGACGCCAUGGGAGCUGUGUCCCCGGACCCCUAGAGGCACGAAGACGCCUUGCCAAGCGGAGAAACACCGCCCUCGCAGGAUUGGGUGGCGGUCCGGUUGAAGAUAUCGCGUGUUUAUUUGGGCGCAAUGGACGGGAGCAUAUGAAGUGGACCGAUCAUCCGUGGCAGCGAGCGCCUCUCGACACCCAAGGUUUAGGCAGCUAUGCAUUUGGCACGUCCGAGAUUCCCCUGCCUCUUGAGAAUCACAAUUCUGAGCCUGUCGAACCUCUCAUCUCACAUAAUCGCUCCUCAACUUUCGCUUCAACCCCUCCGACCCGCACACAGGCCCUGCAGCAAUUCCUAGAACAGGGCGACUGGAACAUUGAAGAUGCUCGAGACAUCAUUCGUCAACUGCAUAUCGACCUUCAGCGUGAGCCGGAAUUCAGUAGGCAAAUCUUCGAUCAAAUCAUUCAGCAUUCACCGGUGGACCUUGCACAAGCAGUCGCUUUCCUGGAAGAUCCAUUCCUCAACACAUAUGGAUCUGGGAACUAUCUUGCCGCCGUGGAGUUGUUUGCGCGGAGCAAGAAAAAACGAUCGAGCAGAAUUGCGAUUCUUAAUACAGUAUCACGCGGACUAGAACUAGGUUUGGUCCCAACGAGUGAGCUGUGUUCGAUUAUCCAAACUCUGCCAAAAAUACUCAUCGAACGAAACAAGACCUUGGAUGCUUGGGAUCAAAAAGCGCUACUGAAACAUCAUCGAGCAUUGUGGAAAGCUAUUGGGAAGUGCAACAUCCUCGGUUACCAUGACCUGGACAAGCAGGUGACAAGCGUCUGGCUCCAAGAACUGUUGCGCAUUGGCAGCUUUCGCUUUGCCGAGGAGGUUAUCAUUGCUACUCACGAUAAGAGCUCUGAUAAAUCCUGGCCUUCAACGCUGGUCCUGAAACAUCUCGAAUACAUGGAUGGGAUUGACGAAACUGCAUCUCUUCAACGGGUCGGUAGAUUUCUAGACCAUCUUGAUGCAGAUACAUCUGCCAAGUGUAUUAUUGGCGUCACCGAACACCUCGCCUCGAUCGCAUCUGACAAUGAGACCCGCUACGAGUUGCUUGGUCGAUGGAGGGACUGCUUAUUACAGAUCUCGGCUACGUCUGCGAUCGCAAAGUCCCAGACAUGGCUUGAUAUGCCAUUGGCGUACAUGGGUAUUGCAAUCGAUCACUCUACCUCAUCGAAUUUACCGAUUCAUUCCCAGAUUGUUUUGCGUCUCUGGGUCCUCAGAACUUUGAGUCGGACUCUAGCUCCGAUGUACAACCAAAGCUCUAGGGUGACGGAUCUACCUAUCUGUCAAUUACUUAACCUCUACGAGAUGGUUAUGCAGAAGACGGACGAAUCAUAUCUGUCGAGCUUCAUGCAGGGAAUUCACGAGUUGGAUCUUCCAUAUAAUAGUCUUCUAUUACUGGCUGUUGAUCUGAAGCUGAGAAAGCUAACAUCAAAAGCCACCCGCCAAACUCUCCAACGAUUGGAAAUUGCCCAGACCUCCUUAUCAGAUAUUUGGACAGACCCUUCUGUCUAUAGAGGGAUUCGGGGACUUUUCCACGAGACAUUCGAACAGAUGUUUCGCAAAAUGGAUAUCACCAGCCCCGAAUCCGUGGCAGAAUGCCUUCAUCUUGCUCGCGUGGGUGACUCAAAGGAUGUGUGGUCUCUCCUCAGACUUCUCAACAACCACACACCUUUGAAACUUUGCCUCCACAAAGCUUGGGUGCCUAUCCCUCACCCCGAUGAGAAAGCGCUGGUUCGCUAUCAUCCCGGGCCCAGGACAGCCAAAGCCCUGAUCCGUAUGCAGCUGUGGAAUUCAUUCAUCAGCUAG